Messenger RNA from Closterium sp. Yama58-4, 1827 nucleotides. The record is from the annotation of a GenBank genome assembly. NCBI's taxonomy places the organism in Eukaryota, Viridiplantae, Streptophyta, Zygnematophyceae, Desmidiales, Closteriaceae.
AUGUCGUCAUACCGAUAUUAUUCACAUCAGUCUACUCCAUCUUUUUUUGCCAUACCAGUGGCUUUCUUAGUGCUCACCUUCUCGCUUCUUAGUUUAGCCGCCGGAAAUGUAGGUAGCAGUUCGAAUCCGGUUUCAGAGUGUUCCACUGGUUACGAGAAAGGAUCCAAUCAUGGCAGAUUAGAUCACGUCAAGGUGUUCGGUGCGGGCAUCAAGCCAUCCGUGAAGCUGAACCAGCAACUCUGCUUCAACAUCUCAGCAGAGGAUUCAGAGGGCCGUCGUCUGGACAAGGGCUGCUCGCCGGCGACAACCACGUGGGAGGUGCUCCUUCACUCCGCGGACGGCCGAAUCCGCCUCAGCGCGCCCGUCACGCAUGCUGCAGACGAGGGGUACCACGUGGUGCGUGUGUGCUGGCUGGGUUUUGGGACCGGUCAUGGCGAGUACGUGGUGUCCGUGUACCUCACGGGCGUGCAUGCGGCCUCGCUGACGGGCAGCAGGGACGAGGAGAAGGCCCUGAAGCACCUCAAGUUCCAGCUCGUCGGCCAGUACAACGUGUCUGCACAGGUGGGGGAUGGGGUGCUGUGCGUGCAGGCAACGGCUGUGGGAUUUUUCGACACCAUAAACGACGCGGACGAGGCGUUGAGGCAUCUCAAGUUUCGGCUCGUCGGCCAGUACAACGUAUCUUCCCAGCCAUCAGACCCAGAGGCGUACAAGAAAGAGUAUGCUCGCCUGCAGGCGGCACUACCAGGCUGCACGGCACAGGUGCUGGAGGAAUCGGGGAACGCAGGGCGGUGGAUUGAUCAGCAGUGGUUCCCCUUCGCCUGCAAUGUUCAACGAAUUACCCCGGGUGCUGCGCGCGCAUGCUUGAAGGGAAAACGACUGCUGGUGGUGGGGGACAGCCAGCAGUGGGUGCUCUUCUCGCACAUGCUCUCCUUCCUCUCCUCCUCCUCCCGCUGCCACCUCCUCCAAGGCCUGGGCGACCGCCGCUCCUCCCUCGUUCGCCUCAGAUGUGAUAAGGCGCACAUGCAGGGGCCUGUGCCGUGGGUGCCGGGAUCAGAGGGGCAGCACGUGGCAGUGCACCACACCUACUUCACCCCCACUGUUGCCGCCACCUACUAUGGCGCAGAGGGCAACGGAUUCGCUGUUGCAAGAAUACCAGUGGAUCUGAAUGCAACCACCCCGGAUUCAGCUCUCCUCAACAAGAGGAGGCGCUGGCAGGACCAGGAUGAACCUGCUCCAAGCACUGAUGGAACGCCAAGUGCCAGCAGCAGCAGGAGGGGGAACGGAGACAGAAUUCAAGGAGGAGUGGAGAUGUAUGAUUCAGUGGAGGGCCGGGAUGUGCUUGAUAUGACUGCUACAGACGACGACCCUCGGGAUCUCCGCACGGCGAGCAGGAUUCGGGAGGAGGAGCAGGAGAGGGAGCGGCAGCGGGCGGCAGAUGCCGACCAGAUCGUGGCGGUGUUUGUGGCGCACUCCAACGCGUCAGAGCCGCUGUACCGGGAUUGGAUGGUGAACCACACGCGGCGCGGCCCUCUGGCCAAUGAGCACGCGCCGUUUGACUUUGUGCUGGCGUCCAGUGGGCUGCAUGACCUGGCAGCGUUUGAUUCGCCGGAGGAAUAUGCCGCGGCGCUUGACCGGGAGUUUGUGGCGUCGGUGCGCUUUGCUGUGAAUGGCGGCAUGGGAGGGCCGGGGUCAGCAGUGGUGUGGUUGGGGCCAUGGGCAGUGCAGCAGUCAGCCGUUGCUCCUAACCUGCUGCAUUCCAUAAAUCACCCCCGCCUCUCUGCUUUCGACUCCGCCGCACACAGUGCAGCAGUCAGCUGUUGCCCCUAA